Balearica regulorum gibbericeps (East African grey crowned-crane) is the source of this 2298-nucleotide messenger RNA. The record is from RefSeq and is a predicted model, not a curated record. NCBI's taxonomy places the organism in Eukaryota, Metazoa, Chordata, Aves, Gruiformes, Gruidae.
UUUGCUGUUUCAGGGGGUAACAUCUGCACCACCCGUGGGGUGAACUCCUGCAAGCAGUGCCUGGCUGUGAGCCCCCUCUGUGCUUGGUGCUCCAUGGAGGUAAGAAUGCAAUCAUCCCCUCGCUGUGACCUGCUUGCAAACCUGCAAAAAAGUUGCAGGCAGGAAUAUAUUGAGUUUCCCACCAGCACCGUAACCAUCCUGGAGGACCAACCCCUCAGUGACAAGGGCUCAGGGAGCUCCACCACCACACAGAUGAGCCCCCAGAAAAUACAACUGAACCUGAGGCCGGAUGACUCCCAGAUUUUUCGUGUCCAAGUGCGUCAAGUGGAAGACUACCCUGUGGACAUCUACUACCUGAUGGACCUGUCCAACUCCAUGAAGGAUGAUCUGAGGAACAUCCAGUACCUGGGUACCAAGCUGGCCAGCGAGAUGCGCAAGCUCACCAGCAACCUACGCAUUGGCUUUGGAGCCUUUGUGGACAAGCCCAUUUCCCCCUAUAUGUAUAUCUCUCCUCCUCAAGCCAUCGCAAACCCUUGCUAUGAGAUCGGGGAAACCUGUCUGCCCAUGUUUGGCUACAAACACGUCUUGUCACUCACGGAUGAGGUGACCCGCUUCAACGAGGAGGUGCAGAAACAAAAUGUCUCACGGAACCGUGACGCGCCUGAGGGCGGCUUCGACGCCAUCAUCCAGGCCACUGUGUGUGAUGAGAAAAUCGGAUGGAGGAACGAUGCUUCCCACCUACUCGUCUUCACCACGGAUGCCAAGACCCACAUUGCACUGGAUGGCAGGCUGGCUGGCAUCGUGCAGCCCAACGAUGCCCAGUGCCACAUUGACAAGGAUAACUUCUACUCUGCCUCUACCACAUUGGACUAUCCCUCUCUGGGUCUGAUGACUGAGAAACUAUCACAGAAGAACAUCAACUUGAUCUUUGCUGUGACAGAUACGGUUGUUGGCCUCUACCAGAACUACAGUGAGCUGAUCCCAGGCACCACCGUUGGCACCUUGUCCAGAGACUCCAGCAAUGUCCUGCAGCUCAUAGUGGACUCUUAUGGGAAAAUCCGUUCCAAGGUGGAGCUGGAGGUGCGCGACCUCCCUGAAGAGCUCUCCCUGGCCUUCAAUGCCACCUGCCUCAACGAUGAGGUCAUCCCUGGGCUCAAGUCUUGCGUGGGACUCAAGAUUGGGGACACGGUGAGCUUCAGCAUUGAGGCCAAGGUGCGGGGAUGCCCACGGGAGCGGCAGAAAUCCUUCACCAUCAAACCUGUGGGCUUCAAGGACAGCCUGACAGUGGUGGUGAACUUUGACUGUGACUGCUCCUGUGAGAGCCAAGCCAAGGCCAACAGCUCAUUCUGCAGCCAAGGCAAUGGCACGCUGGAGUGCGGCGUGUGCCGCUGCAACCCCGGGCGCCUGGGCUCGCACUGCGAGUGCUCGGAGGAGGAGUACAACCCCUCGCAGCAGGACAACUGCAGCCCCAAGCCAGGCCAGCCCCUCUGCAGCCAGCGUGGCGAGUGCAUCUGCGGGCAGUGCGUGUGUCACAGCAGUGAUUUUGGGAAGGUGACAGGCAAAUACUGCGAAUGUGAUGACUUCUCCUGUGUCCGCUUCAAGGGCCAAAUGUGCUCAGGCCACGGGCAGUGCAGCUGUGGGGACUGUCUGUGCGACUCAGACUGGACCGGUGACUACUGCAACUGCACCACCCGCACUGACACAUGCAUGUCCAGCAACGGGCUGGUGUGCAGCGGCCACGGCUCCUGCGUCUGCGGCAAGUGUGACUGUACGCAGCCUGGCUCCUACGGCGACACCUGCGAGAAGUGUCCCACGUGCCCGGAUGCCUGCACCAUCAAAAAGGAGUGCGUGGAGUGCAAAAAGUUUGAGCGAGGAGUGCUGGUGGAGCAGCAGACCUGCAGCCGCAUGUGCCGCGAUGAGAUCGAGAUGGUGCAGGAACUGGGUGACAGGGGCAAGGAUGCCGUGAACUGUACCUACAAGGACGAGGACGACUGCGUUGUGCGGUUCCAGUACUAUGAGGACUCCAGUGGCAAGUCCAUCCUCUAUGUUAUUGAGGACCGAGACUGCCCAAAGGGGCCGGACAUCCUGGUGGUCCUGCUGUCAGUGACAGGUGCCAUCCUGCUCAUUGGCCUUGCUGCCCUGCUCAUCUGGAAGCUCCUCAUCACCAUCCAUGACCGCCGGGAGUUUGCCCGCUUCGAGGAGGAGAAGGCCAGGGCCAAGUGGGACACGGGCCACAACCCUUUAUAUAAAGAGGCUACGUCUACCUUCACCAACAUCACAUACCGUGGGAACAUGUAA